AUUUUGAAUAUGAAGCUUCGUCUUGUGCCUGAAAUGCACCCGGCAUCACCGACAAGCAGACAAGGAGCUAACAGCAAUUAAAUUAAAACACCAAGCGUACUAAAAUUUUGGCCUAUCUUAGCAAUGAAAUCAACUAGAUUUAACCGAUAGAAUUAGCUUUUUCCACAAAUAAUCUAUAAUAGCCGAGUAAUUUAGUUGGAAAAAAGAAAUACGUCGAACUGUAAAAAGAAAAUGCAGUCAUUGCAGUAUUUUCUCUAACUGUCUAAGGAUAUAUAAAAUAUAUACUGGAAAAUGGGUAAUAAGAAGAGUUGUUGUUUUGUACCAACUGACGGAGCUAUCGAUCAGAAGAAAAAAGUGGAGGAAAAAUAUAAAACCAAUCAUAAAGAAGCUAGAUAUAACUUGGAACCUCCUCUAAUACUGACAACCUCUGCUUCAAAUGUUCAACAUAUCAGCGAAAGAGAACCUGAGGAUUGUCAAGAUCCGUCAAAUGACCCUGUCACUAAAACUCUAUUUGCUGUUAAAGGCGAAAGAGAUCCUGCUGGGAAAAAUCAUAGGAAAAAUUCUUGUCGGAGAAAGAGUCAGUAUGAUAAUCACGUCGUUAUCCAUCCACACUCGGGAAAAUUAAGGAAAAAGUAUAGUUCCUGUUCAACAAUAUAUAUCGACGAUUCCACAGUCACUCAGCCAAAUUUGAAAAAUACAAUUAAAGCAGUCGCAUUAGCCGUUUAUUUACAUAUAAAGAAUCGAUCUAACGAAGACGAUCACGAUUUAGACUUGGACGAUGAAAUUGUUGAAAUUUUUAAUGAAAAAGUUCACCCAUUAACGAGGGAUUCCUUGCCUACAGACUACUGUCGGAAAGAUCCUGAACAUAAAACAAUAUAUCGUUUUAUAAGAACAUUGUUCAACGCCGCCCAGUUGACUGCAGAAUGCGCUAUAGUUACAUUGGUUUAUUUGGAAAGGUUAUUAGCUUAUGCCGAAUUGGAAUUGGGUCCUCUAACGUGGAAGAGAGCACUUUUGGGUGCAAUAACUUUAGCCUCAAAAGUUUGGGAUGAUCAGGCGGUUUGGAACAUUGAUUAUUGUCAGAUACUAAAAGAUGUUUCUGUGGAAGAUAUGAAUGAACUGGAAAGACAAUUCCUGGAAUUGUUACAAUUUAAUAUUAAUGUUCCCGCAAGCGUAUAUGCUAAAUAUUAUUUUGAAUUGCGUGCUCUGGCGGAUGAACACGAUCUAAGCUUUCCUUUAGAAUUACUCAGCAAAGAACGAGCUAUAAAAUUAGAGGCUAUGUCGAAUAAUUGCGAAGAUAAAUUGAAAGGCGGCUUAAAAAGAUCUGUCUCAGUAGAUGGUGCGAUGAAUAAAAUCCAUACUCGCGCCAUUCUUUCAUAAUAAGGUGAUGAACCGGAUUAGAUGUAAAGUAAGUAUUAUUUUAGGAGAAACAGAGGUUGGAUAUCGCCGUGGUUACCACUGAGAAAUUAAUUAAAAUGUUACGCAAUUUCUGCAACAACCCUUAUGACUAAUUGAUUUUUAGUAUAGUUUAGUUAAACUGAUAAAGAAAAUGGGGGUUUUUACGUUCAAUCGAUAGGAUGGAACAACUGAAAGAUUUGAUCGACAAUAAAAUCAAUUUAAUUCUCUGAUUUCUAAUCUGAAUUUUAUUGAAAAUAAACAAAAACAAGGAAACAAAAUAUACACAAAUAAAUAAAUAAUUUAUAAUGAAAAGCAAUAAAAUAGAACGUGAAACACUUUUAAAAAGAGAACAAAAAUAAAGCUAAUUAGCUAAGAAUAUCUUCUAUCUUCCUAUCUCGAACACUAUCAAAGCAUGUCUGAAGGAUCUCUUUUUUUUCUCCAUCC
Dimorphilus gyrociliatus is the source of this 1839-nucleotide messenger RNA. Lineage: Eukaryota; Metazoa; Annelida; Polychaeta; Dinophilidae. The record is from the annotation of a GenBank genome assembly.